Messenger RNA from Limulus polyphemus (Atlantic horseshoe crab), 4571 nucleotides. RefSeq names its product alanine aminotransferase 1-like. The record is from RefSeq and is a predicted model, not a curated record. The coding region runs from base 260 to 1816 and encodes 518 amino acids. Gene Ontology annotation, molecular function: pyridoxal phosphate binding; L-alanine:2-oxoglutarate transaminase activity. Gene Ontology annotation, biological process: biosynthetic process. The transcript has 14 exons. Lineage: Eukaryota; Metazoa; Arthropoda; Merostomata; Xiphosura; Limulidae.
UCCUGCGCCAAUAUGUGCCAUCAUUGCCAAUUGUGAAUGGAAGGGUGUAUGUUAUUUAACUAUUGGUAACGCUUUAAUCGUUUGCUUCAGUCGUUUUUGUAUUUUAUUGUUUAGAGAAUUUAUUUUGUACAAUAGUUUAAGCACAUUUGAAAGCGUUAAAAUAAAAGUGAAGUGUUGAAUAUCUAAGCGUUAGAUUUCUAAGGUUAAGGUAAGGUUAACGUGAUCUGAAGAGCCACUACAAAAUAGCGCCCUCGUGAGGAUGGGUUGUGUGUUAAGGACACCUUUGCCGAAGAUAUCCUCUUCAAUUCGUGGAUGUUGUGGAUUUUCAUUUGGUGUCGGACCUUUGAAGGCACGGAGAUUAGUACACAUUUCUGCAAUGACUCCUAAAACAUUAAAUUUGGACAACAUGAAUCCAAAUAUAAUUAAAAUGGAGUAUGCAGUUCGAGGGCCGUUGGUAAUUAGAGCCACAGAAAUUGAGAAAGAAUUAGAAAAGGGUAUCAAAAAACCAUUUUCUGAAGUUAUAAAGGCAAACAUUGGAGACUGCCAGGCUAUGGGGCAGAAGCCCAUUACAUUCCUGCGUCAGGUUUUGACACUGUGUGCAUAUCCGGAUCUUUUAGAAAGUGACAUAUUUUCUUCUGAUGUAAAGGAACGAGCUCAAACUAUUCUUUCUCACUGUGGAGGCAAAAGUGUAGGUUCUUACAGCGACAGUGCUGGUGUGGAGGUGAUAAGGAAACAUGUGGCUCAGUACAUUGAGAGGCGUGAUGGUAUACCUUCAGAUUAUCUUAACUGUAUUUUGUCUACAGGGGCCAGUGAAGCUGUUAGGUCUGUUAUUAGCAUUCUGAAUCAUUCAAAAAGUGGUAAGCCACCUGGUGUUAUGAUUCCAAUUCCUCAGUAUCCUCUGUACUCAGCAACACUAGCUGAAUAUGACAUGUAUCAGGUUAAUUACUAUCUUGAUGAACAAAAUGAAUGGGCACUAGACAUCAGUGAGUUAAAACGAGCAAUAAAAGAAUCGCGAAGCCAUUGUGAACCUCGAGGUCUUGUUGUAAUCAAUCCUGGAAACCCAACGGGAUCUGUGCUUACACGAGAAAACAUUGAAAACAUUAUUAAAUUUGCUCAUGAAGAAAAACUUUUCCUAAUGGCUGAUGAGGUGUACCAACACAACAUCUAUGCAGAAGGGAUGAAGUUUCACUCAUUCAAGAAGGUGUUGACAGAAAUGGGGCCACCAUACAGUGACAUGGAGUUGGCAUCCUUUAUGUCUGCAUCCAAGGGAUACAUGGGAGAGUGUGGUCUUAGAGGUGGCUAUUGUGAACUUCUUAAUAUUGAUGCUGACGUAAUGAAAAUGCUCUUAAAGUCCAUCUCAGCCAAAUUGUGUUCAAGUGUCCUUGGACAGGCAGCAAUGGAUUGCGUUGUUAAUCCUCCACAGUCAGGAGAGCCGUCCUAUGAAAAGUAUAUAAAGGAAAAGAAUGAGGUGCUAGAUUCGUUAAAAGAAAGAGCUAUUCUUGUUGCAAACACUUUCAACAGUAUUGAGGGGAUACAGUGUAAUAAAGUAGCUGGAGCGAUGUAUGCUUUUCCGAGACUGUUUCUGCCAGAAAAAGCUGUUGAGAAAGCUAAGUCUUUAGGCCAAGCUCCUGACUUUUUCUAUGCUAUGCAGCUUCUUGAGAGCAAAGGAAUUUGUGUUGUUCCUGGUAGUGGCUUUGGACAGCAACCAGGAACAUACCAUUUUAGAACAACGAUCCUUCCACAAACAGAGAAACUCAAGACUAUGUUAAGUCACCUGAAGAAUUUUCAUGAAAAAUUUAUGGAAGAAUACAAAUAGGUAAAUCUCUGGACACAAAAAGCAUUCCAAAAGUGGAUACCUACAUGUUGUUUUAUAUAUUCUGUAUUUUUGUGCCAUUGAUAUAAAUGUAAAAAAUGCUUUCAACAACUGUGUUGUAUGCAUGAGGCAACAUAGCUACACAAAACAAGUUGUUGUUAUGCCCUGUGGUUAGUAUUAAGAAUGUUAAAAUUGUUUUUGAAAAAUAUUACAGUUUAUUUGGUAAGUUAUGAUACACUUUGUUGUUUUUAAUUGUUGAUUCUUUAAAGAAAGAUAUUCUAACCUUCUAAAUUUACUUUAAAAAAUGUAUAGAAUCAAAUAUAUUCAUAAUGUGGAGAAAACAACGAAAAAUUAGUACGGUUUAUGAUGUACGAAGAAACAUUGAUGGAAUUGAAGGUAUUAUCUUUAUUAGAAAGAUAGGCUCAUAUCAUGACCCUCAUGAAGUUAGUUAGAGAUAUGUCUUGAGGUGUGUUAUCAUAAGAGAGAGAGAAAAUUUUCUGUGUUUGACUUAAGAGACAGAAAGUUUCCUUACUUUGAUACAUUUGAACAUUAGUAUCAUGUUGUUUUUUUGUUAUAAAAUUGAUAUAUGCUGUACCUGAAUAAAUUGGCACAGUUUUAAUUAAAGAAACAGUUUGAAUAAGUUUUCAAAAAAAUUUCUAUUCAUAAAUACUUCUUUAAAAAAAAGUUACUUUUUUAAAUGUUCUAAUUAAAAUUUCUUUUUGGGAAAGAAUGUAUUAGUAAAUAGUGAAUUGUGUUUGUUUUUCUCCAAACUAGAUGUGUUGAUGGGAUUGAUGUUAUGUUACCCAAUAAUUAGGGUUUCAAAAAAAUUCUGAAACGUUCUAGAACAUUUGAAGAACAGGUUCUUCUUCUGCAGAAAACAGUGUAUCUUUCUUGCUGUUCAUAAAGAAAUGGUCACUCUUUAAAAGGGUUUAAACUUUUUGGAGCAUUUUCCCUCCCUUUUUGUAAUGAUCCAUGGUGCUUUUUGUUUCAAAGUAACACAUAUAUAAAACUUAUAUCUUACAUACACUUUUGAGCAAAAUAUAAAUCCACUUUAGAUGUAAGCAUUAUACUUAAAUAUCAAGGAUCUUAUUACUGUUUAGUGUUUUAGUAUAAAUAUGUUAAAUGUCACUUAUCGCUGAGAAAAAACAUUUAUGUGGAAGUCAUGGUUUGUUAAUGUUUUAGUCUGUUAAUGCCUGAGCUUGACAUUUUGAAUAGAAGCAAUAACUGUUCUGUUUAAAGAUUGAAAAGAAAAAUUAAAAAAAAAUUAUGAACCUGUAGUGGUGAAUUUUUAUUUUUGUGAAACACACAGAAAAUUGGUUGAAAACUUGAGAAUGCUUGCAGUUGCUUCUUAAAGAUAAAAACAAAGUACUUUAUAAAAAUCAUUUAUUUUUUUAUUUUAUAUUCUAGGGAAUUCCAAUAGUUCUUUUUUGUGGCAAAAAAAGUUGCAUUAAGUAAUUAUGGUAACAGUUUGAUGAACGUUGGAUCCAGAAGUCUCUGACACUUCAUGAAAGUGACAUUUUUUAAAAUUUUCUUUAGUACAGGUAUAUAUAUAUAUAUAUAUAUACGUUUAGUUCCAUGAAAUUGUAUAUUUGUAGAUAAGGUUUACAGUACAUUCUUCUUAUACAGAAUUGUUUGAUAUUAAACCAAUAUAGUCCCAGAGGUUGAGUUUCAGAAUUACUUUUUAAUAGCAUUGUUUGUAAUUGAAUUCCUACAAAAACCAGUAUUUAUUUUUUUUCUUUAAUGAAAUUUCUGGUGAAAUUAGUAAUUAUUUGUGGAAUUGGACAUGAACUUUUCACAUUUUUUAGGAUUUUUAGAAUAUAUUUGAAAGAACUAUUUUUCUAUAAGUCACAGUAGUCUUUUAGUCAUUAAUGCAAGAUUUAGAUUUGUACUAGUUUUAACAUUAUCACAGUUACUGCAUUUAAACUUUUUUUGGGUUGAAAUGGCAAAAAAUACCAUUAGGUUCAGGAAGCAGUACUAAACAAUUUUUAAUAGUUUUUACACAGAAGGAUUUGUUCAAAAUUAGAAAAUUGUAUAUUAUAUAUUGGAUAUUUGUAGAAAAGAUCAAAGUGGUAAAAAAACAAUGCAACUCUUUACCAUUGUCGAAGAAAUAUAACUUUAUAAAGAUACUCAUCUAUUAAGAGUUCACUAGUUUAGGUAUCUGCAACACAUUAACGACUGUGUACAUUUCAGGGUUAGUGUUUUGGUGUUCAAAUGAAAAAUGCUGUGUGUUGUUUUGUUAGGCUUUUCUGUAGACCAACACUGGAAACAUUAUGAAAGUGAACACCCUCAUAUAUUGAUAACAAAUCUGCUUGUUUUAACAAACAGGCUUCCUUCUCCUGAUGUUUAGCUUUUUGAAAAUAGUAACAAAGAAGGAAAAUCAGCACUUUGUGACUGGAUUCAGUACAUUUUGCUGUGAAAAGCCACUUAAGUAACACUACUUGCUCUGUUUUUCAUCACAAUCUUUUGUUACUUCCUUAAGGAACUACAAGUUAAAUUUUCUUGUUAUUCUUUGAGAACUUGGUGUUGUUUUGAGUGAGGAUAUUGUUUUAGGCUAAAUUGUGGUCUGUAAUAGUCUGGUCUUUCUACGUGCAAACUGUAAUUUAAUUUAGUUUUUUAACUUAAUCUGAAGUACAUUCAAGUCAUGAAGUCUGAAAUGUUGAUGAACGUGACAGUCUUGUAUCUCAAGUAAUGUUGUUGUACUAACCUAACUUGGUUGUAGUUUGUUUUCUCAGAAAUAAAAGUUGAUCUUGAAGCAGCA